Molecule: messenger RNA, 855 nt
Organism: Tetrahymena thermophila SB210
Lineage: Eukaryota; Ciliophora; Oligohymenophorea; Hymenostomatida; Tetrahymenidae
Product: aromatic ring-opening dioxygenase catalytic subunit LigB
Exons: 1
Molecular function (GO): ferrous iron binding; zinc ion binding; oxidoreductase activity, acting on single donors with incorporation of molecular oxygen
Source: RefSeq, a predicted model, not a curated record
AUGUACAACAAAAAUAAACAAAAUGAUAGAUCCAUCCCAGUAUUAUUUAUAAGUUAUGGCUAUGUUCCUUUAUAUUAAAAUCAUAAACUAGCUCCAGAAUUUAUUUAAAAUUUGCAAAUGAUAGGUAGCUAUUUGAGAAAUUACUAUAAAAUCAACAAUAUUAUAGCUAUAUCUGCUCAUAAAUGUCUUAAGGGAACCUUCCUAGUUAGCUAAUCGGAUUAGCUGAAGAUAUCGCAUGACCAUCCAUUUGAAUUUUAUUAUGAUAUUGAAAAGAUUAUAAAGAGUAGUUCGUAAAUAUCAUCUCUAGUUAUUAACUUGUUAAGAGCUUAUUAAAUAGAUGCAUAACCAGAUUAAAGUGGAACAAUAGAUAGCAGCAUAUGGGGGCCUCUUUAAAUUAUGUUCCCUGAUCUUGAUUACCCAGUAGUUUCUAUUUCAGUUAAUAAAAAUUAUGAUCCAGAAACUCACUUGAAUAUUGGGAAAUUAUUGGAAGAAUAUAAAUCUAAGGGAUCUUUAAUAAUUUGUUUUGGAGGAAUUACACAGAAUAUUCACUAAUUUUAUGAAGCCUUAGUGGAUGAAAAAAAAGUUAAAGAACCAUUAGCUUACAAUUAGUUUGACGGUUGGUGUAAAAAAGUAAUAGAAACUAUGAAAGGAAAAGAUCGAUAAGCUAAAAUUAUGGAAUACUUUAAACAUCCACAUUUCAACAAAGUCCACCCUACUUAAGAACACUUUAUGCCUGUUUUAGUUGCAAUAGGGGCUUCUGGUUCUUGCCCUGGAAAAGCCUUUCAUUAAUAAAUGUUUAAAAAGUGCAUGAGUCUAUCUAGCUAUAUUUUUGAAGAAGUUGUAUAUUCUUCAUGA